This is a messenger RNA of Cyphomyrmex costatus, 800 nucleotides long. Its product is annotated as probable G-protein coupled receptor B0563.6. NCBI's taxonomy places the organism in Eukaryota, Metazoa, Arthropoda, Insecta, Hymenoptera, Formicidae. The record is from RefSeq and is a predicted model, not a curated record. The coding region runs from base 1 to 771 and encodes 256 amino acids. The transcript has 4 exons.
AUGUUUCAUAUAAUUCGAUUAUUACAUAUUAGUGGUCCGCUAUCGGUAAUGAGAAUCGUUUAUGCGGAACAAAAUGAAUUUGGUACUUCUUUUACAUUACGUGAAAAUGUAUUCGUUACGCAAACUGCGAUAUGGAGAACAUAUAUUUGGAUAAUGGAGAUUAUAGUACGAAUUUGUCCGUCGAUCGUAUUCAUUGUAUUAAAUAGUCUGGUCAUUAAGAGGUUUCUACAGUUGAAUGUGCAAAACCGACAAUUCCAUGCCGUUUCGAAUAAAUUUCGGACCAAUAAAACGCCCGACACGUCAUUAUUAUCUCGCAAUCGAGGAUACAAAGAGGAGCAACACUUGGCGAUAUUAACAACAACAAUGAUUCUAUGCUUCUUUUUUACGGCAGUUCUACCGAGUCUUACGCCUAUACUAUAUACCGAUCGUCAUCCGUUGGACCUUCGUUAUCAAAAGUUCCGCGUGUAUUCAACGAUUGUCGAGCUCAGCAAUUAUGCCAUUUACAUCCUCAUAUAUCUCGCCUGCAGUACAGAAUUUCGAAGAGAAUUGCUGAGAUUUUUACAAGGAAAGUGUAACGAAAACGUAGGGCAAGACGUUGAUCAGCCGAUAGGCGAAAUCGAGGAUUAUAGUCGGCAUGGCACUACUAUUCGAUUGACACCGGAGCGUACGAAAUUGAAUUCCCCCGAGUCGCCGGCCAAAGAAAUUAGAAUGGAGGAAGACGCGCAUCCGUCGGAAGCUACUAUUAUGUUAGAACACCGUGUUGUCGCAUAAUUAUAUGUUGCGCGCUGGUAUCAAAGACA